AUGGUCGUCACAUGCGACCCGAAGGACCCACGAGCACCGGAAUCACUCAAACGGAUCUGCCGAAACCUUCGCUGGGUCCCGUUCGCUUUCAUCUUUGGCCUCAUAGCAUACGCCUACCUCACAGUCACGAUUUCUCUCGCCAUACGGUAUCAUCUUGCGAACAAGGGCGAAUGGAUCUCAGCCUUCUUUGAGCUGCUCAUAUCUACAACAUUGGCGGGUGGUGCGCUCUGGGGCUUCGUCGUUGCUGUGUUCAAGGACCCCGGAUCACCACUGGGAAGACGCAAUGAUGACCGGGAGAGUUGGGCUGGGUCAUCGUCGAUGCGGCCCGGUAGCGAGUACGAGAUGGGCGGCGAAGCAGAGGAAGCGCAAUCGUUGAUUCGAGACCAGGAUCGCGACACUGAUACUGAUGCCGGCGGUGAUCGAGCGGCGCUCUUCAACGCACCCAUUCCCGGUCAGCCGCAAUACCCCGCACGUUCCGGUCGUCAACAACUCGCUGAUCUCCAACGUCUCCCCUCCCACGCCUCCGUCUCCACCAACGCCGCGGUCCAACGACGAUCCAACAUCUGGGUGAAGUCGAGCGGCGAGUCCCGCUGGUGUGCCAAGUGCGAUGCACCCAAACCCGACCGCACGCACCACUGCAGCACCUGCAACCGCUGCGUCCUCCGCAUGGAUCACCACUGCCCUUGGCUCGCAAACCGCUGCGUCGGACUUCGAAACCACAAAGCGUUCUUCCUCUUCAUCGCCUACACUGCGCUGUUCUGCGUGUAUUGCUGUCAGGAAACUGCCAGGGCGCUGUUGCGCUACGUCGAGAUGGAGAACAAUGGGUUUGAGAGCAGUCCGAUCGGUUGGGCGGUGGUGUUGUUUUUAGGGUUCAUCUUUGGUGCCAGUCUGGUGCCGUUUGCGGGGUAUCAUGCGUGGUUGAUUUGUAAGAACAGGACCACGAUCGAGAGUAUGGAGGGAUCGGGGAGGGUGAGGUUGAGGGUGAAGAGAGACGAAAGGAGACCGAGGGUAGAGGAUAGAUUGAGGGGGAUCGUUGGGUCUUCUGCGCAGCAGACGAGUGGAAAUGGUGGCAGGAUGGACGGGAACAGAAGUGGGAAACAGGGCGGUUGGAGAUCCGACGAGCACCUUUCGAGGGACGAGCGAAGAGCGUUGAAGAAAGCGAGCAAGCUCAACGUGUACGAUGUCGGUGCGGCGAGCAAUUGGCGUCAGGUGAUGGGUGACAAGUGGUACCUCUGGUUCGUACCGGUGGGCGAACCGCUGUCGGAUGGAUUCGGCUUCCUCGUUCAAACGAAGACGUUGCAAAAGCUGGAGGAGAUCACCGCGUCCAUCCGCGUACGCGAUGAGCAAGGUCAGAAUCGCGCAUCGUCGCCCGAAAGGGAAGAUGAUGAUGAUGAUGAUGAUUCGGUGUAUGGCGGCUCACAAGGGGCGACACGAUUCGGAUACGCUGACAGAUCUAGUCGCGACAACCAGCCGGAACCUCCUCGCGAGACGGGGCUCGAGCGACAGUCAGGUCAGACGUUCAACGGCGCCCACGGCGAAAUGGAAUGGGGAGAUGCACCGAAGAAGUCGUUCGUGCUUUUCGGGGUUGAUGAUGACGAUGACCAUGCUUAG
Messenger RNA from Pseudozyma hubeiensis SY62, 1611 nucleotides. RefSeq lists its product as hypothetical. Gene Ontology annotation, molecular function: protein-cysteine S-palmitoyltransferase activity. Gene Ontology annotation, cellular component: endoplasmic reticulum; Golgi apparatus. The record is from RefSeq and is a predicted model, not a curated record. The coding region runs from base 1 to 1611 and encodes 536 amino acids. The transcript has a single exon. Lineage: Eukaryota; Fungi; Basidiomycota; Ustilaginomycetes; Ustilaginales; Ustilaginaceae. Gene Ontology annotation, biological process: peptidyl-L-cysteine S-palmitoylation; protein targeting to membrane.